ACGUUGUGGUAGGAAAAUAUCCUUACAAUAUUCACUCGCAAACAUUUAUUCUUUUUUGCUCAUCUUCGCCCUUAUAAUUGAUGACGAAUCAGCUUUACCCGCCAUCGCUACGAUUGCCGUCACAUACUGAUUCCUUAAAUUGGAUCUUGGCCGUUUUCUUAAUUGUAAUUAUUUCACAUGUUAAUGCUACCAAGCAUUUUGGACAUGGAGGUGGCAAAAUAAUUAAAAUUUUCGUUGGCGGUGGAAAAGGUGGAGGAUUCGGUGGCGGACAUGGAGGAUUCGGUGGCGGACACGGAGGAUACGGAGGUGGAUACGGAGGUGAACAUGGAGGAUACGGGGGUGGAUACGGAGGAUUCGGAGGUGGUUUCGGUGGAUUUGGAUUUGGAGGUUUCGGAAAACAUUGGGGGUAUCAUAAAUAUAAGGAUUAACAAAAGAAGACAAUAAA
Messenger RNA from Centruroides sculpturatus (bark scorpion), 445 nucleotides. RefSeq names its product ctenidin-1-like. The coding region runs from base 81 to 428 and encodes 115 amino acids. The transcript is spliced from 3 exons. The record is from RefSeq and is a predicted model, not a curated record. Lineage: Eukaryota; Metazoa; Arthropoda; Arachnida; Scorpiones; Buthidae.